AUGUCGCCGGCGGUGAGCUUCAUCCACCCCUACAUCCGCACUCGCCACGAGAUUCGGGCGGCUCUGCGAGGGUACGAUCUCUUUUUCAUCGACGAUCGCGAACCAUUUCACCCGCUCGCAAUAAUUGUUUCCCCGAAAUUUCAGCGAACAACGAGAGCGGGAACGAGAGCGCGAACGGGAGCGCGAGAGAUCGCGGGACAGAGAUCGAGACAGGGAGAGGGGCCGGGGGAGGGGGACUCGCGACGGGACAAGGAGUUGGAGGACGAGGCCCGCGACAAGAAGAGGCUGGAGAAGAAGGCGCGCGAGAAGGAAGCCGCCUAUCAGGAACGGCUCCGGAACUGGGAGGGUCGCGAGCGCCGUAAGGCGAAGGAGUACGAGCGAGACAAAGAGCGGGAGAGGUGCCGCGAGGAGGAGAGGGAACGAGAGGCCAAGAGACUCAAGCAAUUCCUCGAGGACUACGACGACGAGCGGGACGACCACAAGUACUACAAGGGCAAGGAGCUGCAGCGGCGCCUGGGCGCGCGCGUGCGCGAGGCCGAGAGCGACGGGCGCGAGAGGCAGCGCGAGCAGGAGGAGCUGAGCGCGUUGCGGGCCGAGAUCUUCGGCGCCGCGCCGCCCGACGACCCCGUCGCGGGCGCGGCCUUCGAGCGCGCCAAGAGGGCGCACGAGGAGCGCUACCGGCCGCGGCCGCUCCUCGACGUCACGCUGCAUCACGAGCUGCAGCAGGAGAGGGAGCGCCAGCGCGCCGUGCGCCGCGAGAGGGCGCGCCUCGAGGCCCGCGAGAGGCUCGCCCGGGAGCGCGAUCGCUACCUGCGCGCGCAGGCCUCGCGGCAGCUGCCCACCGAGGCCGAGCCCAUCGACUCCGACUCGGACGGCGGAGUCGCUUCGGGCGCGUCGGAGAGCGGAGAGCGCGGGGCGGGCGAGAUCGGCGCCGAGGCGGCGGAGGACGCCGACGGCGGGGAGGCGGGCGAGGGGCGAGAGGGCGAGGGCCGGACGUCGGCGGACGAGGCCAGCGGAUCCCUGACGCCCCCGCGACCCCCCGCCGCACACCCCCGCAGACAUCGCCAUCGCCGGCAUCGCCGAGACACGCAAAACGGAGGCAGCACCCCUCCCUCCCCCGAGCCCGCUCCUUCUCAUCGGCACCACGCACACGGCGGCGGCGGCGGCGGCGGCGUCUCGGUGGGCGGCUCGCCCAUCUCCAUCAGCUUCAAGGGCAAAUCGCCGGGCCUCACCCCCGCCGCGCUCACGCCCGCGGCCGACAUGGGGCGAGUGCACGCGGCCUUCGCCGACGAGGACGAGCCCUCGCCCGACGCGCCCCGCCAUCACCCCCACCGCAGGCACUCGUCGAGCAAGGACAAGCGCGACCGAGAGAAGCGCAAGCGCGAGAACAGCGAGAGCGAGAAGGCGGACGGGGGCGACAGGGGCGAGGAGGGCAAGAGCGCCGAGGAGAAGAGGGCGCAGGUGAAGAGCCUCAUCGACAAGAUCCCCACGCAGAAGGAGGCGCUGUUCCGGUACGAGCUCGACACGGAGCAGAUCGACGCGGCGCUCAUGGACAAGAAGAUCCGGCCCUGGAUCAACAAGAAGAUCAUCGAGUACAUCGGCGAGCCGGAGCCGACGCUCGUCGACUUCAUCUGCAGCAAAGUGCUGGCCGGCUCCGCGCCCCACACCAUCCUCGACGACGUGCAGAUGGUGCUGGACGAGGAGGCCGAGGUCUUCGUCGUCAAGAUGUGGCGCCUGCUCAUCUACGAGCUCGAGGCCAAGAAGGCCGGCCUGCACAAGGCCGCGUAG
This is a messenger RNA of Pieris macdunnoughi, 1788 nucleotides long. NCBI's taxonomy places the organism in Eukaryota, Metazoa, Arthropoda, Insecta, Lepidoptera, Pieridae. The record is from the annotation of a GenBank genome assembly.